This is a messenger RNA of Austrofundulus limnaeus, 2340 nucleotides long. Its product is annotated as CTTNBP2 N-terminal-like protein. NCBI's taxonomy places the organism in Eukaryota, Metazoa, Chordata, Actinopteri, Cyprinodontiformes, Rivulidae. Bases 109 to 1875 code for a protein of 588 amino acids. The transcript has 7 exons. The record is from RefSeq and is a predicted model, not a curated record.
UUGUGUUCCGCUGCGUCGGGAAUCGGGAGGACGGCAAAUCAAGUGAAAGAAAUCUUUUGACAGAAGAAAACUUCAUGCUGGAGUUCUGAAACAAGUUUAGAAAGCCCCAUGAAGUCUAAACUGAACAUGGAAAGUCUGACCAAGCCAGAGCUGCUGAUGCUUUUCAGCAUCCUGGAGGGAGAACUGGAGGCUCGGGACAUCGUCAUCGAAGCCCUAAAGGCUCAGUGUAAAGAGCUGUUCAUCCAGGAACGCUACGCAAGGUACAACCUCAGCGACCCCUUCCAGGCCCUGCAGAGAGAUGGUGAGAUUGCAGGGGGUUCCAGCAAAGCGGCUGGCUGUGCUUCAACCAACCCUCUGGUGGUUCUCAAACUGGUGGUGAGCCACUGCAGAAGGAUGCAGGAAAAGAUGAUGGCUCAACUGGCCGCAGCUGAAAGCCGGCACAGAGGGGUGAUUGCAGACCUGGAGGAGGAAAAAAGGAGGCAUGCCGAGGACACGGCCGAGGGAGAUGAUGUCACUUGCAUCCUUGAAAAGGAGAGGGAGCGCCUACAACAACAGUUGGAAUUCGAGCGGAGCCAAGUUCGCCGGCUGGAAAAAGAGCAGCGACGGAUUACUGAGCAGGUGGAGGAAGAACGUGCUCAGCACAAACAGCUUUCCUGCGCUUUGGCUAAAGAGUGCAAGUGGGCGAGUUCCCGGGCUCUAAAGGAGGGUCACCGGCUGUCAGAACUGAACCGUAAACUUGAUAAGGAAAAAGAGGUUUCUCAAGCUUUGAGAAAAGAGCUGGAAGAGGAAAGAAGAAGAGCUUUGAGGAUGGAGGCCAGAGUGGAAGAGCAGCUCGCUGAGUUUGACACCGAACGUGAACAGCUUCGCUCUCGUUUGAAGAAGGAAGAAGCUCAUUGCGCUCAGCUCCAACGACAGGUAGAAGAGCUGAAGAGGAAGCUGGAGGAGGUCUACACGAUGAAAGAGAUGAGAGGAGCCAAUGCAUCUCCAGUGGAGACAACAGGAAAAGAGUGGGCUACAAGAGCUUUACCAGGAAGCCCAUCAGUAGACAAUGUUAAGUUUGAGGUCAAGGAUGAAGACGGCGACGACCAAACUGUUCAACCAAAAGUCAAUGGCCACGUUUGUCCAGUGGAGACCAGCGGGCCUUUUAUUUCAAACAACGUACUCUCAGAAAAUACGCUUUUCCAAAAUGGAAAUGAGACGCCAACGUUGUCCUCCUCCUGCAACGCAGCUCUCUCAUCUCAGACUCGCUCCUCUCCCUGCAUUUCACCCAUUCUUACCAAACAGCCCGCAGCCUGCGCACCUCCUGGAAACUAUCAGUCUCCGUACCAGGCCGGGGUCAACCAGCGGUUCCACGCUGCCCGACACAAGUUCCAGGGUAGUUCUGACUCAGAACCACCAGCCCAGGCUGUGCAACCUGCUGUCCCCGUCCCACCAAAGGACCUCUCUCCUGUGAGCAGCAACUCCCCGUCCCCAGAGGCCAACCCGAUCAAGCAGAUGGCCCGCAGCACGGUCACUCAGGUCCUGUCUCGUUUCACCACUGUGCAGCAGAGUGCCGUGACAAAGCUGACGGCGACAAACAACUCCCCGUUCGGCACGGACUACCGCAGCCUGGCAGCUCCUUUGUCUCCCGUCAUUGGCAGGGCCACGGGGGCAGUUCUGCAGGGGAUUCGAUCACCCACCUUCAACAGAGCAGACAGAGGCAACCCGCCUCCUAUCCCCCCUAAGAAGCCUGGUCUAGCUCAAGCCCCUCUGUCCCCAGGAUCAGUGCCUAAAUCUGCCAGUCAUUUCUCAGACGGUCCCCUGUCAGGCAGCUGUGGCCUCAGCUCUGCCCAAGAGGGCGUCAAAGAACUCGACAUGGUAGUUUCAUCAAAUUAACUGUUAGUACAGCCACUUCUCUGCUGGGGUCAUAAUGAUUUAAUCCAUAAUAUCCCACCAUUACAACUGAGAUAUUGUAUUUUACAAGCAAGGAUGUGUACUAUUAUUUGAACAGAAAUCCCUUAUUUUAAACCUGAGCAGAAUCUCUUAUUUAGGCAGAGAUUAUGGAAAAAAUGAGGGGGUGAUGUUCUUGUGACAUUAAUAAUAUCAAGAAUUUUGGAAUUGCUACGAGGAAGUUAUAAGAACAAACAUAUGUUAUACUCAUAAAUCGUAUAAAUGAAUCACUGAUUUAUGAAUUUUAUACACAGAUUAUCUGAUGAGUUGUAAUCUGACAUAAGACAGUUUUAUUUUAAUAUUGUACAGUUUCCUGAUUAUCAGUGUUUAUGUGGUCACUGUUAUACAAGCAAGUGUUUCAGAUAAACGUUAUGCGUUUGCCAUUAUAAUAAACAGUUGUUAAACGUUUUA